AUGGCCUCGAGCUCAGCUGCUCGCUUAUCUACGGAAAGCGCCGCUGCGCGGACUGAAAGAUUGGCUUCGGCGGCUUCAACCAUGUCCGCACGCUACGACAGGCUUUCAGUUGAAGAACGUUCACUUCAGAAUUCACGGGACGCAGUCCGCGUGGCUAGGUUGAGGGCUUCACAGUCCCCAGCACAGAAAACCCAUUGUCGUUUGCGGGAUGCCACCGCCAAAGCUUGCUCCAAGGGUUUAGAAAGUCCCGAACAAACAACUUCACAUCGUCUUAGGAAUACUAGGACCACAGCCACCUCUAGAGCUUCGGAACAAACCCAAGAAACCGCUCAUCGUCGCUUUAGAAAUGCCAUAUCCACCGCGUCUGCCAGAGCCUUAGAAAGCCCUGCACAGACCACUGUUCGUCGCGUUAGAAAUGCCCGCUCCGCUGCAUCUGCUAGAGCCCUAGAAAUCCCUGCACAGACCACUGUUCGUCGCGUUAGAAAUGCCCGCUCCGCUGCAUCUGCUAGAGCCCUAGAAAGCCCUGCACAGACCACUGUUCGUCGCGUUAGAAAUGCCCGCUCUACUGCAUCUGCUAGAGCCCUAGAAAGCCCUGCACAGACCACUGUUCGUCGCGUUAGAAAUGCCCGCUCUACCGCGUCUGCCAGAGUCCUAGAAAGCCCUGCACAAACCACUGUUCGUCGCGUUAGAAAUGCCCACUCUAUUGCGUCUGCCAGGGCUGCAGAAAACUCUGAAGUGCGCCGUCAACGGCUCGAAAACAUUAGCAACUUCGAGCUUCUUUGA
Messenger RNA from Acanthosepion pharaonis, 783 nucleotides. The record is from the annotation of a GenBank genome assembly. NCBI's taxonomy places the organism in Eukaryota, Metazoa, Mollusca, Cephalopoda, Sepiida, Sepiidae.